UUUCCUAAAUUUUUGCGAAAUUCAGGUUUUCUUAUUAGUAGAAGACACUUUCUACCAUGCGUAGAACAAAGACAAAAAUGUUUAGAUUUCAUAUUCUGGAAGUUGUAGAAUACAUAAUAAAAGUAGAAGAUGCAUUCUACGGAAAAGUAGUUAUCUUUACAAUUAGUAGAAUUCACAUUCUCCAUAUUUAAAAUUUCAAAUAAAAGUAGAUUGUUGGUUUUAAGAAAAAUAGACGGACUUUUUUAAUCUAGAAUUCACUUUCUACUGAUCCAUUUUCCGUAGAAGAUGAAUUCUACUUUUAGUAGAAGUUAAUUUUAAAAUUUAAUUUAUUAAGUUGUUUAACCAAAAAAAAAAUCAGUUUGUGUAUAUGGGUGUUUUAUUAAUUGUUUCCAUUUUUACAAUUUUUUUUGAUUCAUUUAACUAUUUAUUUCAUUAACUUUUAGAAUUGGAAAAGUUAGAAGAGAGAAAAAGUGGACAAAUUUUUUUUUAUACCAAAGGGACAACCAUGAUGAAUUUUUGUUAUGUUUUGGCAAUAUUUUCUAUAUACUAUAUAUUAAGAUAUUUAUUUGAUUAGCAAGUGAAAAGUUACCUAUGGCGCGUUAACAAAUCAAUAACAUAAUAACAAUAUUUAUAAUUUAGUAUUAGUUAUUAAUCUAAUAUAUUAUUUAUCCUGUAAUAUAUAAGUUAGUUACUAAAAUUUAAAUUAACGAGUAAAAUAAAAAAGUUAGCAUGCAAUAAUCGUUAUUGUAGGCUGUUAAUAAUUGAUGUAUCAUUCAAAAGAUAUAGUAGCUAUUAACAUAGGUAUUAGCUCUUAAAUAUCAUGUAGUACAUAUAAUAAAGAAACAUACAUAUUAACAUAGAUAUAAUAUUUUGUUUUGCACGGUAACAUAUAUUAACUGAUAAUUCUCAUGUUGUUUUUCACUGGAACAUAAAUCAUAUUUGUAUGUGGUAACUAGUUAUCGGCUAUUUAUAAUUGUAACACGUUAAACUUUACUAUUAUGCCUCGAACAGUUUUUUUAAUCAACCAAUUCCUCUAACAGUUUUAAUAGUAAGGAUUUAAAAUUUUAUAUUUUUAAUUAGUUAAUAAUAUUAUUAUUAUUUAACAAAAAAAAAAGUAAAAUAGUUGCUAUCAAAUUUGAAUCAUUGAGUUAGCUUACUUGCCUAAUAUCAUGUAUUUUCAAGAGAAACAGAUGGGUCAUGUCGAUUGGUUUAAUUCGCUGGAUAAAGUCUCUUUUUGCACUUGACUGACAUUUUCGAGACACUAUAUAAGAGUUAGAUUAUAGGUUAUAGGGGUAAAACUGGAAUAUAAAUUAUUUUCUAGUUAUGAGAAGUACUUCUCUAAUUAUGAUCACAUCUAGAGCUAUGGGAGCUAAUUAUCUCAAUAUUUUAAAUAAUAUUUAUUAUUAGUAUAUUUAGUUAAUAUAAUUACUAAAAUACUUUGGUUUUUGGUUCGGUUUGGUUUAAACCAAAUCAACCGAACGAUUUGGUUGAUAAAAUCUAUAACCAAAUGGUUUAGACAUAUGCUUUGGUUUGGUUUGGUUUGGUUCUGUUUUCUUGUCCCCUACUUAAAUGUGACCAUUUUUGCAAGUUUUCUCUUUUUUCAUUCAUUUCUGUUGGUUGCCACAACUUAACCAGUUAACCUACUUCUUAUACAACAAAAUAACCCGGAUCAUUUGCUUCUCGCAUAAUUUUUUUUAAUUUCUUGCAACUGAUCGUCUUUUCGCACAAGUUGCUGUAUAGGAUAAUGAAAUCAACCUUGCUCUCUAAGGGCAAGACAACGUGGCAUGUGAAACGGACAUACCACUUUCUGCCACAUGCAAAUGAAUAGGUCAAAAUCGUGGACUUUGACUUUCCAGCUCUCAAGUCGUCUCCUUCCCUCUAUAAGUAGCUAACAAUAGCUUCUCUCAAUCCCCAGCUCUCAAGGAGUCUCCUUCCAUCUACAAAUAGCUAACAAUAACUUCUCUCAAUCCCACGAUAUCACCAUGAACUAUUGCUCCUUCACUCUCUUCGUAUUUUCCGCCACUAUCUUUCUCCAGAGUUUAAACCCUAGCGGAGCCGCCACAUGUCAUCCUGAUGAUGAGGCGGGUCUUUUAGCUUUCAAAAAGGGUAUAACACGAGAUCCUUCUGGCAUUCUCAGCUCAUGGAAGAAAGGUACUGCUUGCUGCUCCUGGUACGGUAUCGCUUGCGUUAACGGUGACCGUGUCACCAUUCUUUCACUAGUCGGAUUUCCCAAGAAACCCGAACGCUCCCUCUCCGGCACUCUCUCGCCUUCGCUGGCUAAACUCCAGCACCUCGAAGUGAUUAGCUUAGGAGGUCAUGGGAACAUCACUGGAUCUUUUCCGCAGUUCCUUCUCCAAUUACCGAAGCUUAGAUACGUAAACAUCGAGAAUAACCGUCUCUUUGGUCCCCUUCCUUCCGACAUCAGCAUGCUAAGGCAGUUGGAAGAUUUGUUUCUUCAGGGAAAUAAGUUCACCGGUCCAAUACCGAAUUCUAUAUCAAAUCUGUCUCGGUUAUCUGGUCUCUUUAUUGGCGGUAAUCUCCUAACCGGAACUAUACCCUUAGGGGUUGCUAAUCUCAAGCUAAUGCAGAAUCUGAAACUCGGCGGCAACCGCCUCUCCGGCACCAUACCAGAUAUUUUCGAAUCCAUGACGGAGCUCAAAUUUCUCGAUCUCUCCGGCAAUGGAUUCUCCGGAAAACUUCCUCGGUCUAUUGCAUCACUCGGACCGACACUCCUGCUCCUUGACCUGAGCAAAAACAAUCUCUCUGGGACAAUUCCAGAAUAUAUAUCAAGAUUCAACAAGCUCGAAAAGUUGAAUCUCUCCAAGAACCGCUUCUCCGGAGUCGUCCCAAAUGGUUUGGUCAAUCUGACCAAUAUAAACAAUCUUGAUCUCUCUCACAAUCUUUUAAAUGGUCCAUUUCCUGCCUUGAACGUUAACACCAUUGGGUUUCUUGAUCUCUCGUACAACCAGUUUCACCUCAAAACGAUUCCAGAGUGGGUUACCUCAUUACCGAGCAUCUUCUUGUUGAAACUAGCAAAAUGCGGGAUCAAGAUGAGCAUAGAAAAUUGGGAGCCAGCGGCACCCUUAUACUACCAUUACAUUGAUCUGUCGAAAAACGAGAUCUCAGGGAGUCUAGAAAGGUUCCUUAACCAGACAGAGUAUCUGCUUGAGUUUCGAGCAGCGGGAAACAAACUUAGAUUCGAUAUGGGGAGGUUGACGUUCGCAAAGACGCUGAAAACCUUGGAUCUGUCAAGGAAUUUGGUAUUCGGGAUGGUGCCAGAAACUGUGGCCAGUCUGCAGAGACUGAACUUGAGCCAAAACCAUCUUUGCGGAAAGCUUCCGACAACAAAGUUCCCGGUUAGCGCAUUCGCCGGCAACGACUGUCUCUGUGGCGCUCCACUCUCUCCUUGUUUACUUUAGAGGCAAGAAAACUAUAUAUUUGCAAUGUAUUUGCAUUCACCGUGACAUUUGAAGUUUGCUCCAAAAAUGAUUGGUAUUUGUAACAAAUAAAAUAGAAUUUUAAGUUCUCAAUAUUUAAUCAUUUUAAAGAUA
Molecule: messenger RNA, 3551 nt
Organism: Brassica rapa (field mustard)
Lineage: Eukaryota; Viridiplantae; Streptophyta; Magnoliopsida; Brassicales; Brassicaceae
Product: LRR receptor-like serine/threonine-protein kinase ERL1
Molecular function (GO): protein binding
Source: RefSeq, a predicted model, not a curated record